This is a messenger RNA of Lolium rigidum, 1341 nucleotides long. RefSeq lists its product as uncharacterized. The transcript is spliced from 10 exons. The record is from RefSeq and is a predicted model, not a curated record. NCBI's taxonomy places the organism in Eukaryota, Viridiplantae, Streptophyta, Magnoliopsida, Poales, Poaceae. The coding region runs from base 1 to 1341 and encodes 446 amino acids.
AUGAGCGCACCUCGUAGGAGCUGCCUCUCGCCCGCCGCCGGAUCGAACCGUUCCCGCGAGCCGGCCACGGUGGAGGAGGCGUGGCGCCGCCACUGCAAAAACUCCUUCGCCGGGAGUCGGCGUGCGGUCUGCAAGUACGUCGGGUCCGAGUGGAUGCCGCCGAAGCUCCGGGACUUCGCGGAGGGCGGCCGCUACCACAAGGUCGACCCGCCGUUGAAGCCGAUGAGCGGCGGCGAAUUCGAGAAGUGGCGGAGCGCGUGGGAGCAGGAGCGCGCGUGGAAGGCCGCGUGGAGAGCUCCAACGGAGGAGGCGGGCGAGGGGAGCUCCUCGACGACUAGGCGGGUUGGGAAGAUGCAGAAAACCAAGAGCAAUGGAAGAGGCAGAAACAUAGCACAGUUGAAUAAAAAGCAAAAUGCUAGCAGAGCAGCACUUCAGCAAUGUGCCUCUGAAGAUCGAUUUGGUAACUUGGUUAAAUCCCGUGGAGAUAUCUCGAGCAAUCUCACGAAACAGAUAGUCUCAGAACUAUCAGAAACUAUCGUUUCUCUUGCUUCAUUCAAUGGAGAUGCGGUUGUAUCUGAAUGCACGGGAAUAUUUAUUAAAAACUUAUGUGCGGAUACAACAACUAUUCUGACUUCAGCUAAUCUAGUUGGAUCUUUAUAUGGUGGGAUUACUGAUAACUUGACGAUUAAAGUGCGUCUUCCCAGUGAUCGAGUUGUCAUUGGCAUUUUAGACCAAUAUAAUUUCGAUUAUGAUCUUGCUGUUGUGAAGAUCAAGCGUGCACGUGGUUUUCAGGAAGCACAUCUCAGUUCUAGCCAGCAUAUGCAAUUUGAGUCCAGUAGUGAGGUAGUAGCUGUUGGGCGUUGUUUCAACUCCGGCAUGUUAAAGUUCAUAAAUGGGACAGUCUUUGGCCCUGCAUGUCAUGGACUCCGUCAGCUUGUGCUCUCCACAUCUAUAAUUAACAUGGCUCUGACUGGAUGCCCCCUUGUUGAUUUUGAUGGGAACUUUGUUGGAGUGACCAUGCGACGUUGCAAUAGGACUGUAUUUGUACGAAUGAACAAAAUUCUUGAAUUCCUGCAGUACUCUGGGACAACUAGGCGUGUUGUUGAUGUUAAUGAUAAACGUGAUUCAAACAGGCAUAGUGCUGCUGGUACUAAUGAUAAACGUGGUUCAAAAAGGCACAGAGCUGCUGAUAAUAAUGAUAAACGUGGUUCAAACAGUGACUGCUGGACCCAGCAUCAUAUGAGGACAUAUGAGGAUUUUGGUUUGGAUUUUGAUUUGUUCAAACAAGGCGAAGCUCUGUUCUGUCUCACGGAAGUGGAUGCGCGGAUGCGCGUGCUCUAG